AUGACCAGUAGACAUACUCGGAGCAACGCACAAGGACCAUUGCAUCAGCUCACCAACGAAGAACUAGCGAGAUUAGAACGUCAGAACCGUCAACUGCCUCGACCUACAAGCACCAACAUGGGUGAUCAUCAGGAUGAUCUUACUGCUGCAUUUGCACUCAUGCAACAACAGAUGCAGCAGAUGCCGCAAACUAUCCAAGCGAACGCUGCAAACCAACGGAAUGCACCGGAGGAAGUUGAUCAGAUUGGCCAAAGGAAUCUAUUGCGUAAUCUACCUGCUACGCGAUCCGCCAUCAACCCUCCACCUUGCACUAGACAAGACUUUGAGAUCAAGCCCGCCUUGAUAGGUCUGGUGCAGAGGAAGAUCUUCAACGGACUUCCUGCAGAAAUACCGAUGGACCACAUUGAAAACUUUGAGAAGAUGUGUGGGUUCACUAAGGCGAAUGGAGUACCACCAGAUUACAUCAAGUGUACCUUGUUCCCUUUCUCUCUCGAUGGGAAGGCUGCUCGCUGGCUAGAUUCCCUACCAACUGGAUCGCUCACCACAUGGGAACAAGUCAGAUCCGCUUUCUUGAGCCACUUCUACACAAAAUCAAAGACGGCAGCUCUGAGACAGAAGAUCGCCACCUUUAAACAGCUGGUAGAUGAGCCGUUCUGCGACGCAUGGGAGCGAUUCAACGUCUACCGCAGGGAGUGCCCACAUCACGGUUUCGAAGAAGAUUAUCUACUCGGAGUUUUCUACGAUGGAGUAGGUUGGGAGUACAUGAAUGCUUUAAACUCAGCCAGUAAUGGAGAUUUCAUGACCCAAUCCACUCAAGGCGCUUUCGCGUUAAUUGAGAACAUGGCCUCAAGCUCAGCUGACAGCAACCGAGAGACUGACCGCACCCAAAAGGUGAACAGCAUCGACAAUAACAAAAUAGAUGAGCUCUUCGCCAAGGUCGAUCAGCUGAUUAAGAGUAAUCAGAACCAUGUCUUCAUCAUGGAAGAGUCUCCUCAGGAUAAAGGAACCACAGACACUACAUCAGAAGCGGACCAGGCGACUGAGGACCACCAUGAGGUUAGCUAUGUGAAUGGGCAAGGAUGGCAGUUUAAGAACUAUCACCCGAACCCUAACGUGAGGAACAACCCCCACCUGUUCAACAACCCUAAACCCGAUGGUAACGCAGAAAAUGCUCAAGGCAAUCAGGUUCAGAACAGUGGCUACCAACGGGGGUAUGGAAAUCAAGGAAGAACCUUCGUACUCAGCCCAGAUCAGAAUACUCAGUUCCACAACCAGAAACAACCGACUAUCCAGCAGCCUGCACAGCCUGCUCAAACUGCUCCACAGGACGAGAUGAAGAGUCUCGCCAAUAUGAUGAGCCAGCUGCUCCAAGGACAGCAGAUUCAGGGAAAAGCACUGAAUCAGGUCACAAACGACAUCAAUAACCGAAUGAAUCACAUGGUCAAUGACCUGAGUGCCAAAUAUGAUAAUGUCUCGAGCCAUAUGAGGCAGAUGGAUAUUCAGAUUGCUCAGACUGCUGAUAGUGUGAAGAGACAGCCAGGCACUCUUCCUGGAAAAACAGAUAAAAAUCCCAAGGAUUGUAAUUGUGACACCCCCGAUCAUAGAUGA
Messenger RNA from Brassica napus (rape), 1608 nucleotides. RefSeq lists its product as uncharacterized. The record is from RefSeq and is a predicted model, not a curated record. The transcript has a single exon. The coding region runs from base 1 to 1608 and encodes 535 amino acids. NCBI's taxonomy places the organism in Eukaryota, Viridiplantae, Streptophyta, Magnoliopsida, Brassicales, Brassicaceae.